AUGCUUUCUGCUGCUGCUGCUGCUGCUUCACGCAACAGCAGCGGGUCCCUAGGCCAUCCUUUACCCGAUUGUUCAGAGGAGGCAGACAGCUUAGAGACCCUCACAGGAGGUUGGGUGUCGCAGAGCCUUGAUCGCCCCUGCUCUUCCACUUCUACCUCAGCAGCAGCAGCAGCAGCUGCUGCUGCUGCUGCUGCUGCUGUGGAGGCGGGUGAUGUGUUGAUCGGUCGCAACACCUUCUUGCAGCAGAAAGAUAUCUGCCGCAUGUCUAUAGAAUGCUUAGGCUGUAUAAAGCCGUCUUGGAGAGACUCACCUUUAGGGGGGGUUCAGGGUCUUGCUUAUUACCGUCAUAUCCGUUUUGUUGCUGCUGCUGCUUCUUUUGAAGAGCUGCACCCCUACUUAGACGCAUUAGAGCCGCUGUUUGCUGCUGCAGGCAGCAGCAUCAGCACCUGUCCUGCCCUCAAGGUGGCGGUAGAAGAUGUGCUAGCCAAGUGCAUGCUGCAGCAGCAGCAGCAGCAACAGCAACAGCAACUCCUGCUGCACCACCACGAAGAAGAAGAAGACCCUGAGGCGGAUCAUGCAGCUGCUUCUUCCCCAGCGGCAGCAGCAGCAGCAGCAGCAACAGCAGCGGCAGCAGGGGGGAGCGCAGCUAUCAUCGAUCAGGUUUGUCUUAAGCUUGAUGAUUUACACUUCUUUCUUUCUUUCAGGCUCCGCUAUACUCUGUCUCCAGACCCUCCGGUUUCUCACUUGGUUCUUGACGAUCCUCAGCCUGCGCCUAAGAGGGAUCCCGUCCCUCCUGCUGCUCCUGCUGCUGUUGCUGCUGCUCCUGCUGCUGUUGCUGCUGCUCCUGCUGCUGCAGCAGCUGCUGCGGCUCACAUGGCAGGCACCCACAGCAGCACCACCAGGAGGCAAGUGCAGCAGAAGAGGAAGCUCCACAGCGGGCAACACCUCGAAGAUGAACCCUGCACACCCCCUCUUGCAGCUUUAACAGCGCCAGCAGCAGCAGCAGCAGUAGACUCGGGGAUGGACACGUUGGGUACGCGGUGCAGCAGCAGCAGCAGCAGCAGCAGCAGUAGGCGCGUCUCAUUAAACUCUCCUCCUGUUGGGUGGGGGUUACCUGCAGCAGCAGCAGUAGCAGCAGCACCAACAGCAGCAGCAGGUGAUUGGCGCAGCAGUGCAAAGGGAGGAGGCGGCGGCUCUUCUCCUUUUGAAGACGGCCUUGCAGCACCAGGCUCCCCACAGGCAGCAGCAACAACACCAGCACCAGCAGCAGCAGAAACUGCUGUUCCGCCUGUAUGGCCUUUAGAAGGGACUCCGCCUCCUUCUGCUGCUGCUGCUGCUGCUGCUUUUUUGCCUCCUGUCUCUGGAUUCUGCGGUGCUGCUGCUGUCAAGGGUCAGCCGCCAACAGCAGCAGAAGAGGAGCCUGCAGCAGCACGUCUUGCUGCUGAGGAGGCUCCUGUUGCUCCUCUUGCUGCUCCUUUCUCGAUGCAGCUGCCCUGCUCACAGCAGCAGCAGCAGCAGCAGCAGGGUCCUAUGUUUACCCAAGCGCCUACAGAGAGCGCCAGCUGCAUUUCUUAUGGAGACGAACUGCUGCAGCCCCACCGACAUUUAAGCCCUUUGCUGCCUUUCCAGGGUGGCGAGGAAGGGUUUGCUGCUGCAGCUGCCGACCAGCAGCAGCAGCAGCAGCAGCAGCCACAGCAACAGCAGCAACAGGAGCAACCGCAGCAACAAAAGCAGCAGCAACAACAGCAGAAGCAGAAGCACCAGAAGCAGCAGCAGCGCCAGUCGACCCCAAAAUCCCGGCGUUCCACUGCAGCAGGAGCAGCAACAGCAGCACAAGCAGCAACAGCAGCACAAGCAGCAACAGCAGCAACAAACAACACUUUACCCUCAACGCCGGCUCUGUCGCAGCAACAGUGCUGCGGCGAACUAGGGGCAGGAGGAGCAGCAGCAACAGCAACAGCAGCAGCAACAGCAGCAGCAGCUCCAGUUGCAGGAACCGAAGCAGCAACGAAGGCGGAUCCAGCAGCAGCAGGACCAGCGUCAGGAGGAACAGCAGCAGCAGGACAAGGGGGAGCUCCUGGGAAAGGUGCAUCAUCAUCAUCAUCAUCAUCAGCAGCAGCAGCAGCAGCAGCAGACGAUUGGUGGUUAGUGCCUCAGCCCCGCGAGGACCCUCCUUUAUCCGCAGCUGAGGUGGAGUUGCUGCUGCAGCAGCAGCAGCUUCCUGCUUGUCCAUCUGUAGUGUACGAUCGAAGUGCUUUUUGCUUCUAUGCUCUUUGGAGGCUAAGGGAUGGAGUAUUUCAGCGCCGCAAAUGUUUAAUUGAGCCCUUGGGGGCGAGAGAGGCGCACCGUCAAGCCGUGCAAACCCUCAUGAAGAUAGGGAGACGGCCUCCAGGGGUGGUUUAUGAUAGCCGCAGCCAGAAAUGGAGUGUCUGCGUUACGCGGCAUAACGGCAGACACCGCGCGUCUUUUUCAGUAAAAAAAUUCGGGUUCGAAGGCGCACAUCAAAAGGCACUUGACUGGUACGACGCGAAGCGAGUAGAGUUGGGGUUGCGGGAGGCUCCGGGGCAGACCGAGGUGGACAUGCAGUUUGCAAAUUUGCUGUCUUCUGACGAACUCCUUGCUGUUGCGCAGCAUGCACCAGAUGCUGCUCCUCCUGCAGGAGCUGCUGCUGCUGCUGCUGCUCCAUCGGCUACUAACCACCAACAACCCCACAAAAAGAAACAGCAGCAGCAGCAACAACAGCAGCAGCAACAGCAGCAGCAGCAGAACGUGCAGCAGCAGAAUCUGCAGCAGCAGAACCUUCAGCAGCAGAGCAUGCAGCAGCAGAAUCUUCAGCAGCAGAACAUGCAGCAGCAGAACCUGCAGCAGCAGAACCUGCAGCAGCAGAACCUGCAGCAGCAGCAGCAAACUGAACAGCAACAGCUUCUUCCCUUUCAUGACUACUCAACGCCUGUAGCUGUGUACACUCCAGACGUGGCAUUCACUGUAGCUCCAAAUGCAGAAGACCCUGCACGGCAGCAGCAGCUGCAGCUGCUGCUGCAGCAGCAGCAGCUUAUGAUGCAAAUGCAGCACCAGCAGCAGCAACAGCAGCAGCCCCAGCCUCAGCAGCACAAGCCGCAACAGCAGCAGCAACGCUCUGCGGAGCCCGCAGCAACAACUGGCAGCAAGCCACGGGCUCCCAAACGAUCUAAAGUAGCAUCGGGGGGCCCUGAAAUGAAACGGCGGGGUGAACCGAAACAUAAACAGUUGCCGGCAGCAGCAGCAGCAGCAGCAGCAGCAACAGCAGCAACAACAGCAGCAGAAGCAACUGCAGCUGCACCACCAACUGCAGCGCCAGCAGCAAAUCCUGCAGUAAGAGAAUUACCGCGUGCUACACUUCAACAGCUUAUGCAGCCGUUUGGAGCUAGCACGCAGCAGCAGCAGCAGCAGCACCAGAUGCAGCAGAUGCAUCAAAUGCCGCAGCAGGUGCAGCAGCAGCAGCAAAGACACAGUUUCUGUUCCGUUGGCAUAUCGGGGGAGCAGCACGCAACGCACAGCACUUAG
Eimeria acervulina is the source of this 3543-nucleotide messenger RNA. RefSeq lists its product as hypothetical. Gene Ontology annotation, molecular function: DNA-binding transcription factor activity. Lineage: Eukaryota; Apicomplexa; Conoidasida; Eucoccidiorida; Eimeriidae. The transcript has 4 exons. Gene Ontology annotation, cellular component: cytoplasm. The record is from RefSeq and is a predicted model, not a curated record. Bases 1 to 3543 code for a protein of 1180 amino acids.